CAAGUGGCACGCGCUGCUUUUGUCGCUGCACUAAUGCCUGGAUAAACAAGCUGCUUCCAUGAGCAGAUGCCGCCCGCCUGGUCGUGUCCCGGAGGGAUGUGCUUCAGCGCACUGAAACCAUCGCAAAUAAGAGGCGUGGCUAGGUGGCGGUACAGGUUAGAGGAGCAACACGACAGGUGUCCACAGUUUACACAGACCGCUGAGCUCUCACUGUGACACCGAGCCCGUGUGAAAACUGAGAGCUUUUUCCCCUAUUUGUUUUUUUUUUUUUUUUUUUUUUUUUUUUGGUGGAGCGCCAAAGAGAAUAAGGCCAAACAAUGGCCAACUUUGGAGGACACGCCAUACCCGGCACCUUUUUCCUGCUCUAUGGCUUCUGGCUAACGGUGAAGCAUGUUCUCCAACACUACUGGAGGACAAGCCAGCCCAAAGGAAGGCAGGUCAUGCCUCCUUUCUUUAAAAGGAUGGAGUACGCUGAAGGAGGUGUAAAAAUCUUUGCCUCAUUUGUCGGUAUCAUGGUGGAGCAGUUCGUGGUGGACGGCCCACACGCCCGCCUCUACGACCGGGAGAACACUUCGUGGGUCAAGCUGAUGAACUGGCAGCACAGCACCAUGUAUCUGUUCUUCGGGAUCUCGGGAAUGGCGCUGAUCGCCAGCACAGCAGUCAGAGCGGUGCCGCUUGGCGUUGACCGCCUUGCUCUCUCCUUUGCUCUUUUUAUUGAAGGAUUUCUCUUCAUGUACCAUGUGCACGGGCGACAGCCCCUGGACGCCCACAUCCACACCCUGCUGCUGUUUGCCGUGUUCGCCGGGUCGGCCGGCACCAUGCUGGAGGUGUUCAUAAGGAACAACCUGAUUCUGGAGCUGUUCAGGGCGGACAUGUUCAUCCUGCAGGGUUCAUGGUUCUACCAGAUUGGAGUUGUUCUUUACCCCCUAACGGGAGACAAGUGGGAUUUGAACCAACAUGACAACAUGAUGUUCGUCACAAUGUGCUUCGCCUGGCAUCUGGCUCUGUCCCUGUUUUUGGUCUCUUGCACCGCCUUCCUAGUUUGGUUUACCACAACAAGAUUCUCUGAAAAAGGACGGGAUAUAGAGAUCGGGAUGAGAAUCGCUUCCUCCAAAACCAGCUCUCAGAAAGCUCUGCUGGAAGAGUCGGACGAAGAGUGAAAGGCUGGCUACUGCUUUGUGUAUUUUUUAAAUUAAAUGUCAUUGCGUUCUGUGUUGUAGAAAAAAAAUGCUUCAUAUGUGUGUGAAAGAGCCGAUUUUAUUUGUCUAUUGUACUUUAGCUUUUUGAAAUAAAAUAAAAAGACAAAUCUAAAUGGUA
This is a messenger RNA of Fundulus heteroclitus (mummichog), 1317 nucleotides long. RefSeq names its product transmembrane protein 45B (gene tmem45b). The transcript is spliced from 6 exons. Bases 318 to 1160 code for a protein of 280 amino acids. The record is from RefSeq and is a predicted model, not a curated record. NCBI's taxonomy places the organism in Eukaryota, Metazoa, Chordata, Actinopteri, Cyprinodontiformes, Fundulidae.